AGGCUCAUGGGAACUGUCAGCUGCCCCAGAAGAGGCCCGUUGCGGGGGGAGGGAAAACAUCCGGGAAGCAGGCCAUAGACUAGACCAACUCCAGGGCAACAUGGCCUUCUACAGCUGUAACAUAUUCUUUGCAAUAGCCAGAUCCAGGGGAUCCCACCUGCUUGUACACUCCAGCUGCUCCCCAUUUUCCCCCUCCAUCGCAGUUGUUCAGCUGGUAGAUUCCCACCUUAAUCGAACAUACCUGAAGGACUCCGAUUGCCAGCAGCUACUCUACAGCACAAAGCAGGGCAUUGGACUACCUCUUUCACCAACGCAGCCCAUACGACUCCUUCACUCAUCAGCUCACAGGCACCAAGAGGGUCAGGACAAGCCCCAGCUUAAGCAAAGUACUGUAAAAAAGGACACUGAGGUGGUCAGUGUUCCAGUCAAAGGCGCAGAGCCUGCUGUCCCUAAGAAAUCAUUGCGGCAGAGGAUUGUGGAUGAACUGAAACACUACUAUAAUGGAUUCCACUUGCUUUGGAUUGACACAAAAGUGGCUGCCAGGAUGGUGUGGAGACUGUUACAUGGGCAGGUCCUCACCAGGAGAGAAAGGCGAAGGCUGUUGAGAACAUCUGCUGAUCUCUUCCGGCUGGUUCCUUUCCUGGUGUUCAUCAUUGUCCCCUUCAUGGAAUUCUUACUGCCUGUGUUUCUGAAAUUGUUUCCUGAGAUGCUGCCCUCAACCUUUGAAACACAGUCCAAAAAGGAAGAAAAGCAGAGAAAGAAGCUGAGUGCUAAGCUGGAAAUAGCCAAAUUCCUGCAGGAGACCAUUGCAGAGAUGGCCAGAAGGAACAAAGCUUCUACAGGAGAUGCCACCAAGCAGUUCUCUUCAUAUGUUCAAAAGGUUCGGCACAGCGGCCAACAGCCCAGCACCCAGGAGAUUGUCCAGUUUACCAAGCUGUUUGAGGAUGAACUGACCCUGGAACACUUGGAGCGGCCACAGCUAGUAGCCCUCUGCAAAUUGCUGGAGCUGCAACCCAUUGGGACCAAUAACCUCCUCCGCUUCCAGCUUCUGUUGAAGCUCAGAUCUAUUAAAGUAGAUGAUGAACUGAUUGCCAAGGAAGGUGUUAAUGGCCUGAGUGUGUGGGAGCUGCAGAGCGCAUGCAGGGCAAGAGGAAUGAGGUCGUUGGGCCUCACAACAGAACAGCUGAAGGAGCAAAUCAAACAGUGGCUCGAUCUGCAUCUGAAAGAGAAUGUUCCUCCUUCGCUGUUGCUACUUUCUCGCGCCUUAUAUUUGACGGAGGUGAAGCCCAAACCUAUUGCAGCGUCAUCAGCUGAUCCUCUGCCGAGCAAAGCUGCUGAAGAAAUGGGCACUUCUGAAAAUCAGGAGACCUUGCUGGAUUCUGCUCCCAGAGUGCAAGGAAGUAAGAGUGAAGAAUUUAUAGCACAGCCAACAGAGAAAUUACCAGUUCCUCAAAUGUCAGCUGACCCUCCUGCAAGCAAGACAAAAAUGGAAACCUCUCGGAGUAGCAAAGCCAGUGCAAAUGGAGUUUAGCUGUGCUUCCAGGAAGGACUCAGGCAUUUCAGAAAGAAAAGCCUCAUAACUUAAAUCACACUGGGGAGCAGGGUUUUUUGUUCUUUUGCGGGCCAACUCCUUCCCUCGCACAAGAGUCUGCUAUUCUUUCACACUCCCCCUGCGUAACCCAGUUUGGUCUGAUCCAGAUGUUUUUGUUAUCAUCUCAACCAGGCAAAAAGGGGACCUUGUGUUAUAGUGCCAACCUCUUAAUUUACUGUAGCCCAUGUAAUUUAACUUAUUUUUUGUAAAUAUGUAUAUAACCCACAA
This is a messenger RNA of Gekko japonicus, 1819 nucleotides long. RefSeq names its product leucine zipper-EF-hand containing transmembrane protein 2 (gene LETM2). Gene Ontology annotation, cellular component: mitochondrial inner membrane. Lineage: Eukaryota; Metazoa; Chordata; Lepidosauria; Squamata; Gekkonidae. Gene Ontology annotation, molecular function: ribosome binding. The transcript has 11 exons. The record is from RefSeq and is a predicted model, not a curated record. Gene Ontology annotation, biological process: intracellular monoatomic cation homeostasis. Bases 101 to 1531 code for a protein of 476 amino acids.